AUGAUUCUGACCAAAUUAGGAACUUGUUUUGCAGAGGGUGAAUCUUUGAGGGGUGAUGUUGCCGACUUGCUCCCAGCAGCAGGUAGAGCGACCGUCACAGUGUUUCAGCCACCUCUGCUGAUGCAUAGAAGCAGCGACCCACUCGUGGCAUCCGACUUUGACAAACCUGCUAAUAUAAAACCCCUGGAGAGCGUGAACAAGAUGCGCGCCAAGAUACAGACAGUUCGGCGACUCCCGUCCCGACGUGGAGUCAAGCCCAACGUAAAGAACUCCAGCAGCAUGCCUGAAGACUUGUCGGGGAGAUCUCCCACUCAGCAGCAGAAGCAGCAGACGGGGCGCCCUUCCUCCAUAGCAAUGCCUAUAGAUAGUUCUGGCCUGUUCAGCGUACCUAGCAGAGUGAAACCUACUGUCGCUACGGAAAGCAAGUCCAAGAGGGAUGAAUCGAGAACGACACUGUUUACUGAUGGUGAAAAGAAGCCACUGAGUGAGAGUGUGGACCCGUCUGCAGCAGCAGCAGCGCCUUCUAGUGGCAUAAACAGUGGUGCAUCCAUUAUCCCUGCCAAAGACACAAUCACUUCCUUAAAGACUGUCACCGAGAUAUUGAACCGUGAUGACGUCAACCGUUCCUCAACGACGACAUCUGUGCAUAAGCCUGCGUCUGAUAAAGCACCAUCUAGUUCCAAUGUGGUUACUAGUGCUAUGCUAAGUCCAGCUAAUGCUGCAAGUGCUGCUGUCACUUAUCCCCCAAAACACAUUCCCUGUAGUGUUCAGCCGGCAGAAGUGUCAGCCAGAAGCAAACCUGUCACUGACGACUUAUUCACUGCAACAUAUGACGACGUUUUUGCUAGAGUUAAUAAGUCUAAAAAGUCUAUGCCAGCGAAUAUGGACAAAAGUGAUCUGCCCAGGCCUGUGCCUUCUAAAAAUAUGAAUCAAACUAGCGCAACCAAACUAAAGAAGUCGUCAACGAGUGGUACAUCUCCUGUGAGAGACAUCUUUGGCGAUGAUGACAAUGAAAUUUUCUCUUCAUCUUCAAGCGCAUUGUCAACGAAGCCAAGAUAUAUUCAGCCAACUGUUUUGGUAGAGAAAGGCAUCCGAGAUAGGCAGAGAGAUGUACAGAAGAAAAUGGUUGCGAAUCUGCCAUUUGCUGAGGAUGAUUUGUUUGUCUUGCCUGUGGAACCAUCAUCUAUUUCAUCACAGCAUCCUUGUCUGCCACCUGGGGAUAACGUCUUUGAAGGUGACACAGACAUAUUUGCUGACAUGCCGGCAAGCAACGUAAAGAGAAGGAAAGAGGAAAGGAAACCAGCUAAAUCUGUUAAAGCAACUGACACUUCUCUGUUCACAGAUAAUGUUGAUAACAUAUUUGGAGGUGCCAGUACCAGCAAAAAGCCAGCGGCAAAAGCGACAGUGAAAUCUGGAACAAAAAGUCUCCAGAAGGUGGCACCGAAGAAUGCUGUUGCAGCCAAGUCCAUCUUUGAUGAUGAUGUCCCUGACAUCUUUGAUGAUCCAUUAAAUGCUAAGUAAGUGAUGCAUUAAGUAACUGCUGCUCACCUCCUCUACAACAUACUAGAAAUCAUGUCAUAACAAAUGUGCUUCCAUGAACUGUAGGCAAAAGAUUUCAGCAGGCCUCUUGCAUAGGAAAUGCUAGUGUUCUUGUCAGGGGAAAAAAUAACUUUUUUUUCAUGGGAGCUCUUUUUCAAGUUUGUGGGAAAAAUUUGCUCUUGUGGGAAAUUUUACGGGGGCUAUUUUGAGCCUCACGGGAGCGAUUCGCUCAUUGCUCUCAUGUAUUUUUUUGCCCUGGUUCUUGUUACGUUUUAAGAUACCAGUGAUGCGCCAA
Priapulus caudatus is the source of this 1834-nucleotide messenger RNA. RefSeq names its product WASH complex subunit FAM21-like. The coding region runs from base 1 to 1521 and encodes 506 amino acids. The record is from RefSeq and is a predicted model, not a curated record. The transcript has 4 exons. NCBI's taxonomy places the organism in Eukaryota, Metazoa, Priapulida, Priapulimorpha, Priapulimorphida, Priapulidae.